This is a messenger RNA of Tetrahymena thermophila SB210, 1098 nucleotides long. RefSeq lists its product as hypothetical. The transcript has a single exon. Lineage: Eukaryota; Ciliophora; Oligohymenophorea; Hymenostomatida; Tetrahymenidae. The record is from RefSeq and is a predicted model, not a curated record.
AUAAUUAAUAAACUAAUUCAUAAAUAAUAACUAAUUAAAUUACUAAGACUUAAAUAUUAGUAAAUGAAUAAAAAACUUUUUGCUUUCAUAGCAGUGUUAUGCUUCUUAGAUGUUGCUUUCGCUGAUCCAUGUGCUGCCUGUACCUACAGCGGUACUGGUGAUGACACAGGUGGUGCAUGUACCCAAUGCCCUGCUGGAUAAUGUACACCUGGAACUGGAACUACUGGAGGCAGUGAUACUGUAUGUACCGCUAGACCAUGUUCAUAAGGAAAAUUUAGUUCAACAGGUUUUGAUACAGAUGGAGCUGGAGCUGGAUGUACUGCUUGUACUGCAGGUACAACAACUCCUGGUGCUUAAACUGUAGGAACAGCUUAAUCUGUUUGCACUCUUAAGGCCUGUGCUUAAGGUAGUUUUUCUGCCUCAGGAUUUGAUACAGACGGAACUGGAAAUGGAUGUACUGCUUGUACUGCCGGAACAUCAACUCCUAGCACUUAAACUGUAGGAACAGCUUAAUCUGUUUGCACUCUUAAGGCUUGUGCUAAAGGUAGCUUUUCUGCCUCAGGAUUUGAUACAGACGGAGCUGGAAAUGGAUGUACUGCUUGUACUGCCGGUACAACAACUCCUAAUACUUAAACUGUAGGAACAGCUUAAUCUGUUUGCACUCUUAAGGCUUGUGCUAAAGGUAGCUAUUCUGCCUCAGGAUUUGACACAGACGGAGCUGGAACUGGAUGCACUGCUUGUACUGCCGGAACAUCAACUCCUAGCACUUAAACUGUAGGAACAGCUUAAUCUGUUUGUACUCUUAAGGCUUGUGCUGCCGGAUCAUAUAGCGCUUCAGGUUUUGAUACAGACGGUAAUGGAGCAGGUUGUACUCAAUGUGCUGCUAAUACUUACUCUGCUUAAAGUGCUACUUCUUGUACUUCUUGCACUAAUAAUCGUACCUCUCCAGCUGGAUCUACUGCUGUCACUGCUUGCGUAUGCCCAUCAGGAACAACUGGUCCUACAGAUGGUGUCAGUACAUGUUCUGAUAAUACUACUAGUGGUUAAAAAAUCACUGUUUUUGUAUCACUCAUUUUUAUUUUAAUGUCUUUAUUCUGA